This is a messenger RNA of Mucor mucedo, 2772 nucleotides long. RefSeq lists its product as uncharacterized. The transcript has 10 exons. The record is from RefSeq and is a predicted model, not a curated record. NCBI's taxonomy places the organism in Eukaryota, Fungi, Mucoromycota, Mucoromycetes, Mucorales, Mucoraceae. Bases 1 to 2772 code for a protein of 923 amino acids.
AUGAAAAUGUUAAUCUAUAUAUUCGGUAGCAGUAGUUGCUCUAAAUACCUCGUAAUAAGUUCAAUCAAUAACAUCAAGCGUCACUGUCGUACUACUGGUCACCAAAAAGCACUGUUAGCAAACGUCACUCCUAUGACUCCCAGUAACAUUUUCAUUUCUGAAGAUAAGGACCCCGAAUCAAUUGUUGAUUUAUCAGAUGAAAACAUUCAAGUAUCCGAAGAUCUGUUAUUGAACAGUAUUGAGGAUCAGUAUAACGAGGAAGAUAUUGAAAUUUCUAGUGAAAACGAUGAUAAUAAUUCUGAUGAUGAAUCAGAAUUUAGUGCAGUUCAAAACGAAGCUAAUACUGAAGAUGCAACCAAUGAUAUUAAUACAUUUAAUGGUAUGGUACCCAUUUGGGAGGCCUCCUCUGGUGUUGAAUGGAACAACUUCGUUGAAUCAAACUAUCCUUUCAACACUACCCAAAAUUUUGUUUUGCAAGCUCUUGUAAAUGGAGACGACGACCAGUUAUCCAGAAGACAAUUAAAGAAAAUGCUUUACACCAAGAACUUGUUGCUCAAAUUGAAAGAUAAUGCUGUAGAAGAGAACAGAAGUUUCGAACUUCCGGCUCUGGACAAUCUUUGGAAUUAUCAAUCUCGCAAAGGCAAUAAUAUCCAUGUUUUUAAAACGGAUACAAAAACUACCACUGUCAAAGCCUUUAAUAAGCACCAAAAUAAAGAUGAAAUGGUCGAAAAAAAAGUCUUCUUGAAUCUGCCUUCUGAGCAUAUCAGACUAGCAACGUCGAAGCCAACGAAGGCCAGUAAAAUUACCAAGCUUCCCGAUCAUACACCUGAUCAAUCGCUUAAUCUUCAUCAAGAUAAAAAGUGGAAAGAAAACCCUUCAUUCCAACACCCUAUGGUAACUGAAAUGGGAAAAGAUUACUGGGUUGGAGACUUUGCCUACUUGAGAAGAGGACAUUACGAAUCCAAUGUAUGCGGUAGCAAAUGCUUUUCUUUGGAUGGUGAUGGUCAAGGACUGGAUUAUUUGCAUGAAUCUUUAGUUCUUAGCAAAUCUCCUUUGAAACGUAACAAGUGUGACAGCAAUGGAAACGUUGUUCAGAAUCAGUAUUAUAAAGUCAAGGUAACGCCAAUUACUUUAUUUUCUGAUGACUAUUCAGGAAAUAUGUCAAAGCAGCACAAUCCGUACGAAAGUUGGUCUAUGAGCUUUGCUGGAUUGCCUUUUGAAGACAGAUGGAAAUGGGAAAACACCUGCUUCAUUUGGACGGUGCCCAAGACAGAUGGAAUUAAUGCCUUAAGUAUUAUUCCUUUCAUUGUUGAUGACUUAAAGAUACUUGAGAAGGGUGUACUAAUGUAUUCAGCAGAAGAAAAUGAAAUGGUUCUAGUAACUGCGCCAUUAAUGUUCAUUAUGGCCAAUAACCCAGCACAUUCAGACAUCUGUGGCAUACUUGGGAUGACAAAAGUUUUUCCGUGUAGAAAAUGUUACUUCCGUAACAUUAAAAAGCGCAAAAACGAGAUUUACGCAGUCACUCCUGAACAGUUACUCGCCAAAUAUAAUGUUAGAACCAAAGGCGACUAUGUUCUCGCUUUGGAUCCCAAUGCAGUUAUCACCAAUGCUGUAGAAUUCCUUUUUGCAGCAAAGCUUGUGAGCUAUCGAAAUCUUGGUGGGAGUGACAGAUUACUACAAUUGGCCAGUUAUUAUCCUGCAGAAGAUACACCAAGUAGAAAUUCUUCGCACAACUUUGCUUGGUGUUCCCGUAAUUUCUCAAGACAGCUCAAACAUUGUGGAUCGUUUCUUGGCCUAGAUUAUAAACAAUUGCUCCUAAUUCUGCCAUUGAUCAUUUCUCAAUUAUUUGCCGAUCCAGUUCGUGAUGCUGAAAUCGUGGAAUUUAACAAGCCGUUGAGCAAGUUGGGUGAGCUGUGCUCAUUAGUUUUUGUCCGUCGUGUGCACAUGGGGUUUAAUAAGUAUGUGAAUGAUGUGCAUGAAGUCAUACAGGAUUUAAAGAAGAGAAUCCAUGCUUUUAAUCUUGCAAUCUCAAACCCCACGCCAUAUCCAUGUAAACCUACGAUGCACUUCUUGCAUCAUCUUCGUGAUGAUCUGAUCAAUUUUGGGUGCGCUUUACAUUAUGAAACAGAAAAAGGUGAGCAAUUCAACACGUUUUUACGUGAACAUCUAUCCCACACCAACAGAAAAGAUACGUCCAAAAGCCUUGCGCUAAAAUUUGGUAAGCAAGAGUUACUUAGACAUAUUGUCGAUGGAGGGUCUUGGGUGAGCAAAGAUAUAAAGAGGGUCCGGUACGGCUCGAAGCUCAAAAAAUAUAUUGAUAUGGCAGGUGAUGACUUUUUGUUGGAAAUGUUUGGUAGCUCCCGUGAGGUUGCCGAUAACAACUACUCGGGGGUAAAGACCUUUUCAAUGGGUGUUUGUGAUUUGUUUUCUGUCUGCAUAGAUAACAACACAUCAGUAUUUGUAGAUAAACUUAUUCCAAAGGGUGCUCUUGAUAUGUUCAACAAAGAUGUCAAUGGAAACAAGAUUAUGAACCCAUAUAAAUUUAACACAACUAUGCUCCUGACACAGCCUAAAGUCAAGGCGCAAAAAAUCUAUAUAAAAGCAUCAGUAUCUAAAUCAUUGCUAUAUAGUUCCCAGCUCUACCACUACUAUCGAUAUCAUUUGAAACUAAAGGUAAGUCCCUCCAUCGUAACUUUCUCUGGUAUCCGAAGUACUAUGCUUCAACGCGUAAAUAAAAACGUAUCAAGCAUGUGCAAAAUUGCGCAGCGUUAA